AUGUCUUCUAGAUACGCAGCUGCACGACCGAAACGUGCAGGUGAAGAAUUCGCUCGUUCACAUCGUAAUGAAGAUGAGGAUGGCCCUUCAAAGAAACCAAAAUUCGACUUAAGAAAUCCAUCUGCUUUGGUAGCUGAUGAACCGGAAGAGGAUGCGGUCUUGGACGCAGAUGUUAUUGCGAGUCGAGGAACGGGUGUUAAGAGAGGAGCUGUCAAUAUCGAUGGCUAUGAUUCAGAUUCGGACAAUGAAGGGUUUGACGCGCGGGCAGACGAACGAGCUAGAGGAAAGAAGGGCGAGGUAAACCUGGCGGAAGCCCUAGAUGGAUAUAGCAAAGAGAAGUCCGGGGUAGCAAACAGGAACACAGACAUAGAGGAGGAUGCGGACAUGUUUGCAGACUUAGAGGACGAAUUUGCAGAUGGCGAUGAGGAUGAGAAUGAGCUAAAGGCACGGAAGAAAGUAAAAGAAGUACGGUUCUUGAAGGAGGACGAGAUUGAAGGUCAGGUUUUGGGCAGUAAGAGUGGUGGUCAUGUAUCUGGGAAUUUUACAUUGGACCCGAAAGGAAAGUUGUCAACACAUGCGAUGGACGACCAGGAUAGCAGCGAUGACGAAGAAGAUGCUGUGUUAGCUGCGCAAGAAGAAGACGUGGACGAGGAAGUUGGCGCCGGUGGAUUGAAGAGAAAUGCCCCAAAAGUUGAUGCGUUCAACAUGAAGGCUGAACAGGAAGAAGGGAAAUUUGAUGCGAAUGGAAACUUUGUGCGAAAUGCAGCGGAUCGAGACGCGGUUCACGACAGUUGGCUGGAAGGGAUCAGUAAGAAGGAGAUGAAGAAAGCUGCAGAAGCACACGAAAAAAGAGAGGAGGAACGACGGCAAAAAAGACUAGAGGAUGAUGCCAUGUUACUCUCAGAUAUUCUGCGGACGGUAAUACUACGACUAGAGAAAGGCGAGACGAUUCUUGAGGCACUUGCUAGACUUGGAAAGGGACAAGCCAAAACGAAGAAAAUACCGAAAUGGAAAUUAAACAAGCAACUCCAGAAAGACAAUUCUAUGGAUGUGGAUGCUGAGAAGGCCGAAGACCCAGAACAAGUUAGGAUACGAGAGGCCAUAAAUGCCAUCACGGGAGCUGCUGAUCAACUACUCAUAAGAGGCCAAACGGAUGUUUAUGAGCAGGAAAGAGAGAUGCUUAUCCGGCAAUAUCGAAGGGAGACGGGAGAAGACUGGGCAGAACCACCUGGAGAAGUAGCUAUGGACGAAGAGAUGAGGCUAAAGACUAGCACAAUGUGGGAAUAUAGAUGGACUGAUGGUCGUGACGGGGCUGCCACGCAAGGCCCCUUUGAUGGUCCGACUAUGGUAGCAUGGCAGGAUGCAGGCUACUUUGGAGAGGGAGUUGAGUUCAGGAGAGUAGGACAGGAGGGCGUUUGGAGCAGAGUCGUGAAUUUUGUAUGA
This is a messenger RNA of Sclerotinia borealis F-4128, 1443 nucleotides long. Lineage: Eukaryota; Fungi; Ascomycota; Leotiomycetes; Helotiales; Sclerotiniaceae. The record is from the annotation of a GenBank genome assembly.